AUGGACCUGCCCUCCGCCGUCGAUUAUCCAGACUACUAUCAGUUCAUCAAACAUCCAAUUGCCCUGAACCUGAUCAAAUCUCAACUUGACUCUGAGCACAAUCCAUACCUCUCCUUUGACAAAUUGCUCUCCGAUCUCAAGCUAGUCUUCUCUAAUGCAAAAAAAUACAACGUUGGAGAUUGUGAUCACAAAAAUGAAGCUGAGGCACCCGAACCGAAACGAAAAAAGUCAAAGCUCGAGCUUCACCCAUCUCAACGCACUCACCCAAUCCCCACCCCCUCUACCACCCCUGCAAAUGGGAUCAAACCAACACCUCCAUCAACUUUUGUGAUACCUCCCACUCCGGUCAACCCAGUAUCUCACAAUCAACGCUCUGCCCAAACACAGCCACAGCCACCCAAACACCUCCGCUCACUUGCCCAACUCAAUCAAGUUGCUCUUCCUCUUGAGGAAGGUGACCCCAAAUCUGAUCACUUUAAGGUUUGUGGGGAGUAUCCCACAGAUCUUGGUGAUUGUCCUGAGGGGUCACCGGAAUUCAGACUCACAAGGAAGCAGAGACGCAAUUGCAACCGCAACCAGACAAAGGAGCGACAACGGCUUGAAGACCUUCGAAAUCAUGCUGACCUGUCAAACUUCUCGGUCCACCGUCUAUGCUCUAAUCAACCACUGCGACUUGUUCAGAAAAAUGAAAUCAUCACCAAAAAUAAACGGGUUGGUGGGAUUGUUCGAUUCACCAAAUUCAGCGACAUUGAUCCCCUGCUCUUGCACCAAUUUGAGGCUUUGAGUCAACAUUUACUCGAGCAAUCACGAUAUCUCAAUCCCAAUGGUAACAAUGGGAACAAGCUCGGUGGAACGAUGUUCAAUGCUGGCUGGCGGAAGGCAUAUACACAUAACGAAAUCCUUGGGAUAUCCGCUUCAGUUCCAAAGAUAUCUGGCCAUGAGGAACGCUACCUGGAGCUUCAAGAGGAAAUGAAAACUCAGGAGAAAUUUCUUGCAACUCGAUUUGCCCACCUGUCCCGGCUGCUCUAUGAUACUUUACGGAUUCAACAUAAGGAACUCAAACUCCUUUUCAGAGCUACACGACUUCUCUUUUGCAUCUCAUCUCAGUUUCACCCUCAACAACUUCCAUAA
Puccinia graminis f. sp. tritici CRL 75-36-700-3 is the source of this 1131-nucleotide messenger RNA. RefSeq lists its product as uncharacterized. The record is from RefSeq and is a predicted model, not a curated record. Bases 1 to 1131 code for a protein of 376 amino acids. Gene Ontology annotation, molecular function: protein binding. NCBI's taxonomy places the organism in Eukaryota, Fungi, Basidiomycota, Pucciniomycetes, Pucciniales, Pucciniaceae. Gene Ontology annotation, biological process: chromatin remodeling. The transcript is spliced from 2 exons. Gene Ontology annotation, cellular component: RSC-type complex.